AUGUUCACCAGGAAGGCUUCCACCACACUUCUGUGCCUGCUACUCAGAGCAGCCACCUUGAGCUCCCAGGUGCUGGCCCAGCCAGAUUCCGUUUCCAUUCCAAUCACCUGCUACUUCAAUGUGGUCAUGAGGAGGAUCCCCAGUCAGAGGCUGAAGAGUUACACAAGAAUCACCACCAUCCUGUGCCCCCGGGAAGCUGUGAUCUUCGAGACCAAACUGAUCAAAGGAGAUCCACGGAUCGAGGAUUCCACGAAACUCCUGCAACACAAGUUCCAAACCUAG
Molecule: messenger RNA, 282 nt
Organism: Ochotona curzoniae (black-lipped pika)
Lineage: Eukaryota; Metazoa; Chordata; Mammalia; Lagomorpha; Ochotonidae
Product: C-C motif chemokine 8-like
Exons: 4
Coding region: 1-282 (93 amino acids)
Biological process (GO): lymphocyte chemotaxis; chemokine-mediated signaling pathway; cellular response to tumor necrosis factor
Cellular component (GO): extracellular region
Molecular function (GO): CCR chemokine receptor binding; chemokine activity
Source: RefSeq, a predicted model, not a curated record